CGCGAAGGAGACCCCGCAUCCAUUGACAGGAAAACCGCCGGCGCGAUUGGCGUCCGGUGGCCCGAGUCAAGCGCCCUGCGUGGUGCGCCGGCACUGGCCUGCCGCAGGUGCCCAGUUUGGUGCGGCAAACGAACGCGGCCCGGCGUGUUGCCGCCCUGCCCCUUGUCGAUGGAUCGCCCCGCAACUGGAACCAGUGCGGCAGCGCGCCCGCCCGUAGUCGGGAAGAUCAAAAGCGCGUCCGUUUUCGGUAGUCGCAACGACGUGCCCUCGUGAAGAAUUUCAGGUCGCGCGUCAUGACUAAAGCCGGCGGCCGCGCUGGGCUGGCGCGGGCGCGCGCCCCGCCCCUGCCUGGGUGAAUUUUGGUUGGCCCGCCCCUGUGGUGAAGUAUGAAAGCAAGCGGGACGAGAACCAGAGGGCCGGGGCGAGAAGGGUGGCGGCCGGGCGCGUGCAGCUAUCGGACCAUGGGGCCGGAUGCCCGAAGGUGUCGCCCCAAAGACCCCGCCCGCAUAUGAGCCCGGAGCGGGUUGCGUCGGGGCGAUAGCGGGGGGGGGACAACACGUAGCGGCUUUCAAAAAUGGCCCAGAGGGUCGCGCGCCUGGCGCAUUAUCUGGGAGCGAGGGGCCCGCCACUCUGUGUGUCCGCGCCCCGCCGUGGGUGCUACGAGUCAGCGCCCCCGCAUGGAAUUACAUUACGCAGCACAAAAGCCCAAGCAAGGGAGAGGGACUUGGGGCAAGCAUCUGAAGCUGUGGACCGUUGCCACGGUCGAAGGAAGGGCGCCGGCCGGAAUUUACGAAGACGCAGCCCCGCCGGCGCGGCCCUGGCCGCGGCUGCAAAUACCUCCCCCCGAAGGCGGGCAGCCGCGCCGGGCUGAUAAACGGCGAC
This is a messenger RNA of Amoebophrya sp. A120, 882 nucleotides long. NCBI's taxonomy places the organism in Eukaryota, Dinophyceae, Syndiniales, Amoebophryaceae. The record is from the annotation of a GenBank genome assembly.